Molecule: messenger RNA, 10577 nt
Organism: Paramuricea clavata
Lineage: Eukaryota; Metazoa; Cnidaria; Anthozoa; Malacalcyonacea; Plexauridae
Source: the annotation of a GenBank genome assembly
CGCAUUUUAAUUACACUGACUGUUUGUUGGGGCGUUGGAGACGGUCGGCUUCCAUAGUUGCUGCAAAUACUUUUACUCGCUGUUUUCGAGCUGUUUUGAAGCAUUAGAAAAAUGCCUGAACCUACAAGGACCGGUGGGCAAAGUUUGACCGAAAUGAAAUCAAGAAGAUACUCGGAACCGGCCAUGGGUAGGCGAAGUGUUCGUCGUCCCGAAGAUAUACAACGCGACGUUCGUGGCUUGAAGCUUCGACAGCGAGUUUCUUUGGUCUUGAAGGACGACUAUCUUCGACACGAAUUGGAAGAUACUGUAAGGAAACAUGGCGACGAAAGCGAAGAACUCGCUUCUGUGAGAACCUACCAAGAUUUUCUCGUUCCUACAAGCAAUUAUUACGGCGCUAGCCCUGGCAUCUCGGCUGUGCAUCCCAUCAACGAUAUACGAGGAACAGACACGCUCAAUUAUACAAAAAGCGAACGAGUUCUCCGCUGCAAGCUAGCUUCAACAUAUCGUCUUAUAGAUCAUUUUGGCUGGACAGAAAGCAUUUACAAUCACUGCACGGUAAGUAUGAGUUGGUCGUCUGAUCUGUGACCUGCUUUCCAAACGCGUGAAGUUUGUUUAUAUGCGGAGAUGAAACUUAGGUCAACAACAUGUCUGCUUAUAUAUUGAUUCGGUUUUAGACCGUUGUUUCGACUGCUAAAGUGCUAUAAACACCAAAAUGCCCAAAUAUGUUGUCCUGGCAUUUGUGUUACGAUAUUUCAAAGUUAUUGAAUGUAAUGCCCAAGUAAAAGUGAAAAAAAAACCUCGAAGGAAAUGUGUCGAUUUUCUAGGUCCGGUGUCCCGGAGAGCGCGGCCAAGGCGAAAGUUUCUUGAUCAAUCCACAUGGGUUGCUCUAUCACGAGAUUACUGCUUCUGGUUUGGUGAAAAUCGACAGCGAAGGAAACACUCUGGAUCCCGGCAGUACAAACUGUGGUAUCAACAAAUCUGGCUUUGUCAUACACUCCGCAAUACAUCAGAGUAGAAAAGAUGCGAAAUGUGUUAUUCACAUACACGAUCCUGCUACUGUGGCCGUAAGUAUUAAGCGAUCUCUCAUUAAUUUUGCAUAGCUUUAAACUAUCCAACAUUUAGUGCAAACCUGAACAUAUGUGCAAGCUAUUUGCGAAACUAAACUACUCCGAAAUUUCGAUCUAAAUCCAGACCAUAUGUUACAUUUCAGUCUUGAAAAAAUGUUCCAGUCGCUACGAUAAUGUAACAUUAUACAUCGUGAAUUGAAAAUAACAUUCUAGAAUUGUUUAUGUACAUUGCUAAGUGUUCUGUGCUAUUCGGAUUUUACAGAUCUUGCAUUCCGAGUAAUAAUUUUGGGCGCAAUUUCUUAUGGCUUCCUACGCGUGGUCACAAAUCACAAGCUUGGUUGCUAUUGUAUUUUGUCUCAAAUUGUCUGUACGGAAAUAAUUAUACCCCACUGCGAAAAAAAUACUGUAGCUAUGAUCUUUUGGUUAUCAUAAAUUGUUCUUUUAUGCUGAAAUAGUGCUACAACGCGAUGAAAGUGUGGAAGCCUCUGCUGUUCUUUGUUUACAUUGUAACAUUUCCAGACCAUGUGUAAAAAUUUAUGUCGAUUUCAAUAUAUUGAAAUUGGAAUCGAUGUCGAUUUCAAAAUUUGGAAUUUAGUGUUGAUUUCGCUUGGGAAAUUCCAUGUCAAUCAUAUGUAGAUUCCGAUUCGAAUUUGUUUUAGUGUCGUUGGCGCUGUAGUAGACUCCUUCUAGAAUAACUAAUAAUAGAUAAUCCUCCUUAAAUCAUGCUGAGAAAAUAUAAGUUUUAUGACAUUUGAAUUGUUUAUUUAGAUAUUUACAGUAUCUAACAACUUUGAAAACGAAGUCUGUUAUAUUUUAACUGUCAGAUGUAUACAUAUAAAACUAAGCAUAUUUUGCCAGUUGUUGGUUGGCAUUAGGUUUUAUAUAAAUUUUUAAAUAUGAUGUAGUUUUGCUCCAUCAAGCUCAUUAAAAAUUAACUCCAACAUCAUCUGUUAUUCUGUUUUUUGGAAUAUAUUUUAAAGCCCUUUGGCAUGUAUGCUUAAAUAAAGCAGUCCUGCCUGUGUUCAGUGUUGGAUUUGUGCUUUUUGAUAAAGAAAAUCUUUAUAAAUAUUAAAGACUGUUAGAACCUUCAAAAUCGGACAAAAAAGUAUUCCCUGUUUCUCAUCAGUGCCCACAUUAUGAAAUUGUUAAACACACAUACUUUCUUUGAGCCCAAAAUUGACUAGAGAAAGAUCCAAAGUACUGUUAAUAAACUAGUUUAUAUUUAUGUUCGUUUUUGCUCACUGUUGCCUUUAUCAAAAAUAUUUCUCAUUCACAAACUGCAUGUGCCGCAUUUGCUUUUUAAAAAAUUUCAGAUGAGAAACUGAGAAUUUGUUUUGCUAAACAGAUGUCAAUAUGUUGACGCUUCAAAACUAAUGAAGUGUUAUUUUCUGCUGGCUGAGGAACGAAAGAGGCAGAAAAUGUUUUUCUCACACACUGCUGGGGGAUUGGGUCAAGGGUGGGGUCAAGGUCAUCAGACUCACUUUUUUGCUUGCCUCGUGCUAGCCUGACCUGUGUCCCACCCACCCACCCUAUUGGCAGGUAGUGCCUAGUUAUUAUGCAGUUGCAGUAGUGUGCUAACUAGAAUUGGGUUUAGUCCAACACGUGAUAAUUAGUGAGUUGCAGUUUGUACGGAUCCGUUUAUUGUAAAUAUGAGAUAUUUUUGUUGAUUAAAGGUCAGGCUGCCUUGCGUGUGCAGCAUCCCUCAGCUGUGUGUGAGAAAGGGGGGUUACAAAAUUAUUGAUAUGCUGCAAUAGCCUGGUUGGCUUAUGACAAGCCCUGUAGUGUUGUGUAUUCAGGGGAUUUACAUAUAAAACCCAUUGAGUUGCAUUGUGCCCUACUUUAUUAUUUUACUCUGUCAAACGCCAGAUGAUUUUAUUCAUCAAGGGAGAGCAUUGGUGCUAAUGGGUUAAUGAUUAUUUUUCUGUGUUUAAUUAAAUAGGUUGCAUCAAUGAAACAAGGUUUAUUGCCACUUUCAAUGGCAUCAGCUACUGUAAGUAUCAAUACAGAUGAGGUGUGGUAGAAAGGCAAUGCAUGAACAGAGUAUGAAUUAGCGGCUUGCACUUUGCAAUUUAUUUACAAAGAAUUUCUUAGAUUUUGUGCAGCCACUAGCUUCUCACAUUGACUGUGUAGUAAUAAGACUAACCAUGUUUUAUUAAAUGAAUAUUUUGGGGCCAUCAUCAUCAAUGGCUGUAGAUGAUCUCUGGAUAAGUGGAUAGGGACAAAAUAUCCAUUUAAUAAUAAAUCAAAUCACAUCAAUAGGACUUCCUAUCUUUUUGCAAUAAUGAAUAAUAAUAAAUGUAAUAUGUUCACAGGGCUUGAAACUUGCGGUAUCCUGAUAUCCACAGGAUAUCAGAUUUUAAUUUUGGAUACUGGGUAUCAUAAGCUCAGUAUCCCAACUGGAUACUAGGAAAACUUAGAAAUUGCGAUAGUAGAUAAUCAUCUAGACGUUUGGCAUGUUUCCGAACUUCAAGGUCUACGGAUUUUGGCAGAUUGUUUAAAAAAAAAAAUUUCACAAACGGUGCUUUCUUUUGUAUCGCUGCAGUGUGUUAUUUUCAAUUUUUUCGAAUUUCAAUAUAUAUUUUUAUUAUUGAAACUGAAGGCCUGGUUUCAAGGUAAAAUUUUGCCUUGCUUAGAUAGUGGAAAUAGAAUAUCUAGUAUGCAGAUCUGGGUUACUAUAUUUCAAGGAUGGAUACUAGAUUAUAUGAUGCUGGUAUCCACUUGGAUACUGACAAAAAUUUCAAGUUUUGAGCCCUGAUGUUCAGAAGUUGUAGGUUCAAUUUUCCUGUUACAGGUAAACUAUGUGAAGCAUUCCUCUUUUGACUUUGUAACUCAUUUGGAAUUUUCCUCAUUAGCUUUGCAAAUUUGAAAAACUCUUUGCAAAUCCCUUGAGGGAAUUUGCAAUGUUCUUAUCGGCUGUUGCAAUAUUCCAAUGCAAACAAACUUCAUUUUAAAUUUCCCUAUUUUCCUGUUUUAAUUUUCUGACUUCCUGUUCUGUUCUGAGUGUUGUCAUUGGUUGAUUAUUUUUGUUAGCCAAUUGCAACGCCCAGAACAGAACAGGAAGUUAGGAACUUGUAACAGGAAGUUUAGAACUUCUAACAGGAACUGAGGAAAAUUUAAUUGGCUUUUAGCAACCUUGCAAAUUUCCUCAAGGGAUUUGCAAGGGAGUUUUUUAAAUUGCAAAAGUAAUGAGGAAAAUUGCAAUCAAUUUAGAAACUCAAAAGAGGAACGCUUCAUGUAGUUUACCUGUAAUAAAAAGGUUCAAGCUUUUUUUUGCUACUAACUUUAACUUUCUAAGAUUAAGGUUUGGCAUGAAAUCUGAGUUGCUUUUUUUUUUAAAUACGGUGCAAAAAAGGUGAAAUACAGUGCAAAAAAAAUGAAAUACGGUGCAAAAAUGAAAUAUGUGCAAAAAGUGAAAUUAAUACAAAAAACCCAAACAUUACAAGUGACAAAAUUUUCUAAUAAAAUUGUUUAUAUUAAAGUUAUCUAUUUCGCAUGUGACCUACGCAUGGACAUGACUGCAUAAUUUUUUCAAGUAUAUUAUUAAUAAGUUAUACCGGUAGUAGUAUGGUUUCUCAUGGAAUUUGGAAAAACAUCUUGUGUGUUUUCAGAGACUUCAAAUUCACACAAUUUUGAUUGUCUUUGAAAAACUCACUUCUGCAUGUUUUCCCCCAAAUUGCACUUGAAACCAUACUAUUUAUUACCUAAACGAAUAGUUUGAUUUUUAAUAAUAAUUUAUUAUAAUGCAAUAUUCUGUUUGGGUAUUAAUUUGAUAUAUUCAAUAGCAUAGCAACAUCACAUGCAAUCCCACAUGUCCCACAGGAGAAGCUAGCAGGAUGCAAGACAUCUAAAUUUAUCAGCCAAUAAUGCCAAUUGGAGAAUGAGUUGAUAGCUGUAUCCGAGGAAAUUUCCUCAAAGUUUCACUAAAAAUUUUCAGGAAAAUUUGUGAAUAGAUUUUUCUUCUAUAAUUCACUCAGGUCACCAGAUUUAUUUGGAGUAACAGGUAAUUGGUAAAUUUUUAACUUAUUCUAGCUUGGUCCUGUCUCGUACCAUGACUUUGAGGGAAUCUCUGUUGAUCUUGGCGAGAGAGAGAGAAUUCAAAAGGAUUUCCCUCCCGAAUCCAAGGUAAGGCAAAACCUACAAUAGACCUUACCAUUUAUUGACGUUUGACUCAAUGGCCUCGUUUUUGUGUCAGGUAUUUAGUUGUGUUUCGUGCACAAUAGAGUUGAGAACGUACUUGUUAUUGGGCUUAAGAUCAACAAGGAACCAAAUUGUGAAGGAAACAUGGGAAUGUAACCUUUAUUGUACACUAUCCUGUUAAUAUGUUAAUUAUGCAUGAAAUACAUCAUUAAAUUUAUUGUAAAUAUGAUGUUCAGCUUUUCAAAUAACCCUCACUACAGGGAUGGAAAUAAGGGAAACGAAUUUGACCGGUAAUUUUUACAAAUUUGACAAGGCAAAAUAUUUGACCGGUGUUUUUUUAAAAGCAAAAAAUCAUGGCAUCAUCAGUGGUAAUGGGGGGAGGGAGCUACAUUAGAAAAUGCCUACUGCCUCCUGUAAAAAUUUCGAACGAUCGCUCAUCUUCAGACAUUCGCGCAAAGGAAUGCUUCAACGGAUUGUUCUCUGGUAUUCUAUUGACAACUUGCUUGCGAUAGUUUUCCCCAUAACUGAUCACUGCUCAUAAUCAAUCACAGUGACAUGUGGUACACUGGUAUUAUGUUCUUUAACUGCACUUUUCUGCCAGUUAACAGUUAACACUCCCUUCUUUCACAAAUGUAUCAUUAUAGUUUCUUGUUGAAACAAUACUUUCUCGCCAUUUUGAACACGUUUUACAGAACAUGCGAUUGUCUUUAAUUUCAAGCCAUUUAAACUCAGUUUUCCACCUUUGAAAAGUUCCUGGUUUUGGAAGUUUGUUCGCCAUUAUGUUGCGAAAAAAUUGCUAAUUCCCGCCAGUGAUUCCCGCCCUUUUCAGGACGCAAGCGCCUGCACGCUCAAUAUCCAGCGGAAGAUACAUUUUAGUGCACCAUAUAGUUCUGAUUUGUAAUCACAAGAAAAUUCAAGAUGGCGCUUCGAAAAACACUAGUAUCGAAAUUAAGCAAGGGUUCAUUAUGGAUUUUUCUUUUACCCUUGUUAAAAUUAAUCGAUUUGGUACGUACAUACUUCCGUUUAAUUCCCUGAGACUCGUAAUGACCAAACUUCUUUAUUUCUAUGCAAUUUUCCACUCAGUAAACUAUACGAAACCUGUUUGCGAUUUACUUUACUAUUGACAUAUCUAUUUGGCCGGUGAUUUAUCUAAAUUUGUCCGGUAAUUACCGGUCACCGGCCAUUAUUUCCAUCCCUGCACUAUUAAGUCUCCUAUGCCCUAAGUCAUCCCAUCAAUUAAGCCCUCCCCCUGCUCCUUAUCCCCCUUUCUCCUGAUCCUCCCCCUUUGCUACUAAAUUCCCCUACGUCCCAUGUAGAGUCACAACAAAAAUGUGUUCCUACUGAUUAGUUAUUUUUUUAUUAGAUUAAUUAUUGGUUGGUUUAUUAAUUUCACCAGGAUUUUUUCUGUUUUGUUACUUCCCGUAUUUCAGCUAAAUAAAUAGACACCAUCUCUCUGUUAAGCCCCCCACCUCCCCUGGCAUCAAACUUGCCUUUAAAUUGAAUUCAAGUAUUCACAGUUGACCACCUACCUUUAACUAUUGCUCUAGGUUUUGUUUCUCCGCAAUCAUGGUAUAGUAUGUGUGGGCGAGACACUGGAAGAAGCAUUUAUUCUCACAUUUUACACUGUAAAAGCUUGUGAUAUCCAGGUAUGCUUUUUACAAUCUGGAAAAGGACAAUAACAAACCUCCACAUGUAGUGCAAUACUUAUCCAAUAUGCAGAAAAUUUUGCAGACACUUAUAAGUUCCCAUUUCAGUUAUCUUAAAAAUUGAAAUUGCAUUCCUAUAUGCAUAAAUUACUUGAAUAAUGAAAUUUGUAUUGAUUUCUGAAAACCAGAUGUGCUAUGUAACGGGUUUAGAAUCAAAGACUAAGCUUAUCGCCACCAACUUUUUCUGUAGGUAAAAGCCAUGGUUGCUGGUGUUGAUAACCUUGUUUUGCUUAGUAAUGAUAUGCUAAAGAAAGUUCAUGAAUGUGAAGAUGGUGACACAAAAGCGUCAAAUGCAAAGUUGACUUUUGGAAUGAGAGAGUUUGAAGCUUGGAUGAGAAUGCUUGAUGCACAGGUAGUAAAUUUUAUUAUAAUUAUGGCUGCACAGAACCUGGUUAUAUAUUAAAGACAUUAAUCAAGUGAAGCUAAAUAUCUAAAAUCUUUUCUAAAACAUUGCAUUAAAAUACAAUAAAAAUAUUAACAUGAAAAAUGCUUGUAAAUUCAACUUGAUAGAGAAUUGAAUCCUCCAUCCUUUAAAAAGUUAACAUGAUACUAGUGCUAGGGGCUUGCCGCUCACAACUUAAUGUUGUAUUUUCAUAAUUUAAUAGUAUUGUCAUGAUUUAGGGACACAGAACAGGCUAUGUCUACCAUCAACCUGAUAUUUAUAACAGGACAGUCCAGCAACCAAAAUCUGAAGCAAGAUCUCCAGCAACAAUGACAUCCUAUCGCUAUGAAAUCCUUCAUGGGGACAACAAGACCACCCCAGCUAGACGUGCAAGGUCUCAAGGCAAAGGCAAUACUUACAAGAAUCGUGCCAAGUGGUUAAACUCUCCUGUGAAGGGCACAGAGUAUAGGAAAGAGUUUAUUACUGAUAGCCACACAGAACCUGCCAUUUUAAAAGAUAGCAAACCUGAGAAAGAAACAGUUGUGAAAAUUUUGGAGGUAAAUUUUUAAAUUACCCUUGAAUUUCCCCAGCCUUGCUCUGACAAAAGCCAGGCAUUGUCCAGGAGAACAUAUAACUUCCAGCAAGCCAAGGCUCUUCACCUUGGCUUUUUGAAACGCUGAGUGUACCGCUAACCCUUUGUUUUUAUUCUGAUUUCAAAAGGAAUCGAAAGGGCCAGCACAUAAUGAAAAAAUUGUCCAGGAGAACAUUACCUCCAGCAAGCCAGCUGCACAGGUGAUGAGUGAGAUUCCCCUGGAGAGCAUUUUCAAUGAUGAGCUGACCAACGACUCUGAAGUGUUCGUCGAGAAAGGAUCAAAUGGUGGCGAGACCAAAGAGACGAAACCCGGCGAAACGGUGUCAUCCACAAGCACUAGAGUUGUGACGACCAGUCGUACUGUGGUGAAAAGUGAUGGUGCCCCAGUGACGACAGUUGAGAAGAAAGUGAUUGUGAAUGGUGAAGAGCAGCCUGUCGAUAGUAAUUUACUCAGUCCACCCGCCGUUGAUGUCGAGGUCGAAGAAAAGGAAGAUGGCAGUGAAGAAGGUAAGUGAUUACUCAUUGUCGACAAUAUUUACUUCCGGAAAACCCGUAGUCCUGGACAAGUCACAAAAUCAAAUUUAUAAUAAAGAAAUCGGCUUAUGUAAAAUUAAUAUAACCAGGGGCGAUGCUAUACUUCUUUGAAUUAUGGAGGGGGAGGUGUAACUGAAUUUUGCCGAGUUAUCAAGCUAUAUUUUGCCGAGUCGCUGCAACCACUAAUUAAUUAUUUUUUUCCAAAAUUUGUUUGGGGAUAGCGGCGGCGGAACAUAAAAAAGGUUUUCCAGAGAACAUAUUUCUCAAUCCUAUUCUGUGUUUAACGAUCGUUCUUCGUUUCAUUUCCUCCUAAUUUUUUGUAAAUUUCUCCACCUUUUAGCUAUCAUUCUUAAUUUUUAAUCGGUGUCACUCAAAUAUUUUUUUUCGUCCUACCCAAAUCCAUGUUUUUCCGACUGCGAUUCAAUAUUUUGCCGACUACCUCAUGACUGGGGGUGUUAUACCCCCACACACUCCCCUUAGCGCCGACCCUGAAUAUAACGUCACAAAUCGGUUGCUGAGACUAUCUUACCUCGCCUAUAUUUUGGAGAAUUUCAGAUGUGUGGAGCCGGGGGCGCAUUCCACCAUAAUCUCGUGCUCAAUAAAGUAUGUAUAGAUAGACGUUUGCGUCACUUGACUAAAUAUUGGCGGAAUCCUGAGUGAAAUGGUUGCAUUGCCUUUCGAUUGACAAUAAUUGGUGUGAGUUCAUCAGGGAGAGUGUGGCAAAAACUGAAACUCGCUACAAAUAUGAUUUUCUUUCAUUCUCGAAGGUGACAAAGGUGAAGGUGAAAAGGAAGAAGGCGAAGGAUCUGGAGGCAAAUCACGACAAAAAGUUAAGAAGAAGAGAAGCUUUAAAAAAUCUUUCCAAGGAAUUAUGAACAGAAAAAGCAAAUCAGAUAAGGACGACGACGACAAGAAAUAAACUUAAUUCUAUUUUGCCGCAUUCUGACUCGCGACUGAGAGCUCUUGUGUCGUGAAGCGACUGAGGUGUAUUACUAUGAGGUGUAUUCACCUUUUGCUUAAUCUGUGCAUUAUGGAAUAUCUGUGUUGGGGGAGGGGGGAGGGUAACUAUAUGACUAUAUUUCAGUUUGUUUAAGUAGAAAGAAUGUGUAUAAGUGUCCAAAGUAUUAAAAGUAAGUAAUCUGUGCAUAAUGCAUACAUUCUCUGUUAAGGGGGUAACUAUGUAUAAUUAUAAGACUCCAAAGCAAGUGGUUUCACAAAUAUGUCUAUAGAGUUAGUAUUUCAAUUUUUGACGAAUUUUGUUUAAUUAUAAGCAGCUCGGUUGUUCGAAAGCGUAUUAGCUUUAUCCUAUCCUAUAUCUUAGCAUAGAACUUAAACAUUGCUACAUAACAAAGAAAAUAGACAUUUUCACAAAUCCAUCACUCAAUCUGAGAUCAGUGGCUACACGCCAACAUGGCAGCCAUUUUCAGACAGUGCUCUGUAACCUUAAACAAACGAAGUGUAUAUUUUAAGUUUUUGUAAAACGUUAAUUGGUCUACAUCUUAUGAUGUGAACGUGAACUGUUGAACGUUAUAUUUUCCUUUAAGAUAAUAUGGAAUAUGAGUUAGUCCAUCACUACCAUCAGCUAGGUUUGCUUACCAUGUACCAAUUUUCCUUAUACCAGUUAUAUAGUAUUAAAUUUAGCACUGUAGUAUAAUAUUAAAAAUUUUAACUAUUGACUUAUGGUAGUUUUUGUCCAUAUUCAUGCUCACCGUCAUAGUAAAUAAAAUAUAUGGCAAUGGGUUAAUUUGAGACUCGAUGAAAGCAGAAUAAAACUCCUCUAUGUUGGUGUAGGUUUAUGCAUAAUUUUGCUCCUUUCUUGUCAUGUACUUAUUGCAUUUUGCACAAGCCAAUUGUUGAAGUCACUGAUGCUAAGCUGGAACAUCCGAGAUGGACCGAACAUAAGAUGGACUGACCAACGUUUUGCUGGACAACCGAUAAUGAGUUGUAUUGUGCUCCAAACCAUAUAUUACAUUAACUAUGGUUUGUACCACACGUCAUCUCAAGCCUCCCAGCUCUUUCUGUGCUGUGGUAGGUCGGUUACUAGGUUAGUACUGUGACUUAUGGUUGGUUUUUAAAUUCUUGAUAUGUAUGCUUUGAUCAAGUAUAUGUGACCGUCUAAACUCUUUCAAAUAACGAAAGACACCGAAUUCAUAUUCAAA